AUAGAACAAUAGAUUCACUUAAUGACAGCAGCAUUUGCUUUAUGACCACAGCAUUUGCUUAACAACCACUGCAAAAAAGGUAAAAUCAGGUGCAGUUACAUGGUGGUCUAUUUUACAAUCAAUACAACUUACGAUCAAAACUGUGGGUUCAGUUAUGGUCAUAAGUUAGGAACUACUUGUAAACAGUUCACAGCAUGCUUAAAAUUUAAUUUUGACUUUGGGCCAAGUUAUCUGAAGGAUUGCAUUCCUCUCUAUGAGGUAUCUGAAUUUUUAAAAGCCUUGUACUCUAUUCUGCCAACAUCUGAGAUCUGUUUCAUUGGAAUUGCAAAGACUUUUCAGUCAGUGUCCCUAAACUCUGGACUUCCAUCCCAAAAGAGAGUUAUCAGUUAUUCAAAAUAAGAGGGCAGAAUUUGACAGGUACAGAGAUUUUAACAUCCAAAGCAACCAUGAAGUACUUAUAGAAAAGAAAGAUAAAAAAAUUGGAGUGGUCUUUGGAUUCUAGUUGUGCAAUUGUAUAGUUGCAAACUUUAAGGAAGAUUUCAAUAUACAGUGCAUGCAAAGAGAUCUGAGAAUAUUUCUGAGCUAGAUUAGUUAUUUAAGAGUAGAGAAAAUUUUCAAAAACAAGAAUUAAAAGACUUAGCCAUGGCAAACACUUGGAAUCUGUUAUUUCUGCUAAAGGAAGCAUUGCAUAAUAUUGGCUGAAAGAAUCCAAAUAUUUGCACCUUCUAUGGACACUGCACAUAAAUAGUAAAUAUGCAAUCAAUCAAGUUUGUUCAAUGUAGAGAUUGUCAGCUUUUUUUUUCAUUCACUCACUGAAAGAGACAGUUUGAACAGGGCUAUCUAAACUUUUGCAUGCAAGUGUGCAACUGUACUUAAAAUACUGGAAAUAACUUAAGUAAGAACAAAAUUUCAUUAUCUGCCAAAUUUUCAGAUUCUCUCCAUUUGAGGUUGUUCUUUAUUCUGGCAUGUUCAAUGUGUCCAGUCACCUACAAAGAAGAGAACUCAUUUGCAUCUUACAUGUGCACACACAUGUGCAUUUAUUUAAAGGACACUGGCUCCUCUGUAGAAAAGAAUGUCUAUAGUAGUCUCAAUGAAAAGAUGGCAGUGAAACUACUGGGAUUCCUGGCUAGAUCUUCAUAUACAAUAAGCCAGUGCCGAUACUUCCCUACUUAUGGAUAUUUAGCAUCAAGCAACAACUUGCUAUCAGUAAAUAGAUAUCUCAGGCGAUGCAUCCCAGAGGCAACUUCUAAUUUUACUAGCAAUUGCAUGGACAAUUCAAACUGGUUUAGUCCACAAACUACUAUUGGUGCAAAAAUAAUUAAUUACUUGACUGUGGAUGCUUGUCCUUCAUCCAGAGAACUUCAUCCUCUUAAAGCUUCAAUUUUUAAACAGAAGUUAAAACAUAUACGGAUACUUACUGGAACACCAAAUAGACAUUAUUCAGUUUUAUCGCCUGGUAAAGUUCAACCAAAUCAAGAUAUUGUAUCAGUUAAGCGUCUACCAAAAGCGUCGAGGACCAAGCAGCCAUCAAGAAUUAAUCUGCCAUUACCAUCUGAAGCUCAGGAUGUGAUGCAAUGUAUAGCCUUUGCAACAGCAGAUGCCUAUCAUCUUGGUAAUUUAUGCCUUGACCUGGUCUCAUCUGGAUAUGUUGAAAUCACGUUACCUAGAGAUGCAGCAAAUGUUUUGGUGGUUGGCACAGAAAGGACGGCCAAAGAUCAUGAUUUGGGGAUCAUAUUUUUCUUCAAGGAAGGGUCUGUUGUGUUUUGGAAUGUUGAAGAAAAAACAAUAAAGAAUAUUUUUCGAAAGCUGGAAAAACAUCAGAUCCAGCCUUAUGAAAUUGCAUUAGUUCACUGGGAAAAUGAAGAGAUCAGCUAUAGAAGAGGAGAAGGGCAGUCAAAACUUCAUAGAGGAGAAAUCUUGAUAAAUUCAGAAUUAGAAAUGGAUGAAUUCAUUUUAGAGAAGUUUGCUUUUUCCAAUGCUCUCUGCCUUUCUGUAAAACUGGCCAUUUGGGAAGCAUCACUGGAUAAUUUUGUAGAAUCUAUCCAAUCAAUACCUGAGAUGCUUAAAUUAAGAAAGAAACUGAAACUCUCUCAUGCUGAUGUUAUGCAGAAAAUUGGAGAACUGUUUGCCUUGAGGCAUCAUAUAAAUCUGAGUUCUGAUCUGUUGAUUACCCCAGAUUUCUAUUGGGACAGAGAACAUCUUGAACAACUGUAUGAUAAAAUGUAUCGGUUUCUUAGUAUUGAUCGCAGAGUUAAGGUAGUAAAUGAAAAGCUCCAGCAGUGCACAGAAUUGACAGAUCUGAUGAGAAAUCAUUUGAAUGAAAAACAUGCUCUGCGGUUGGAAUGGAUGAUAGUGAUACUCAUCACAAUAGAGGUCAUGUUUGAACUUGGAAGAGUGUUUUUCUGAUACCAGGAGUACAUUACAACAGACAUUUUACAAGACUAGUCGUUAUCUGAGCAACAGGUUUAUUAGACUUCAAUUUUGUCCAUUUUAGAAAGCAAGCAAAUGUCAUGAUAAAUUUAUGGACAUUUGCUACAAAAUGUUGGGAGUCACUGCAUUUAAUUUCAUAUUUCAUUACUAUGUUUUCUUGGAAUUCAUGGUGUAAAAGCAUGAGGCUGGUUUUCUAUCUUAUGGAUACAGAUUAUCUGUUACAGGAAAAGGGUAUACAGUAUGUAUGAUACUGUUUUCUGUAUAUAAACUGUACAUUUUUUCACAAUAAGUUCAAUAGAAUUAAGAAAAAAUAUGUAUAUAAUAUGCCAUUAUGUAUAUGGGGAGCCAAUGCAUAGAAAACGAACAAUUCUAAUCAUUUAUGAAGGAAGAGUUAAAAAUAAUCUUCAGCUCAAACAGUAACUGUCUUUGAAAUUGCUUAACACAAAGAUUUUAUAAAUGCAGACAUGUUUCUUCAAGAAGCAAGAGAAAUUUAAUCAAAGCAAUGUCUUUGACCAUAUUGCCUUAGACAAAUUUUCCUCAGUAACCAUUAUGCAUGUAUGAACACCAACUGAAAAGCUGUGAAAUAAAAUAAUGGUUGUAAGAAAUGCAUUGAUUUCUUUGAACCAAGAUUAAGGUCUCUCAAAUCCAAAACCUUUUGACUAGAUACACCAGAAAACUCAUGAAAGCUUUGACUUAUGUACCCAGGAUCUGGUUCUCAACUAACUUUCCAAAAUGUAUCAUGAAUAUUGUCAAAUUUUAACAUUUUUGUAAAAGUUUAAAAGAAGUUUGUUCUUUAGUUUCAGAAAGCGGGAAGAAUUUUUGUAAAUGAACCUACUGCUGAAAUUUUAUGAUGGGAAACAGAAUAUGAUAACUAUUAAUAACUUUGUUUUUCAUACAGUGCACAUUUUUAAAAUAAAAAGCCCAAAGCAUUU
Pseudonaja textilis is the source of this 3362-nucleotide messenger RNA. The record is from RefSeq and is a predicted model, not a curated record. Lineage: Eukaryota; Metazoa; Chordata; Lepidosauria; Squamata; Elapidae.